AUGGUGCAAGAAUGCUCCGUUUACGGACGCGUAUCAGAUGCAUUCAGUAUCAUCUCGUGCACGAGCUGGAUAUUUGCACAGCUUCCCCAGAUCCUCACCAACUAUAGGCUCAAGUCAGCCAGCGGCAUAUCGCCGCUGUUCCUAAUACUAUGGUUCAUGGGCGACUUUUUGAGCUUCACCAGUUGCUUAUUCAACGAUGCCACCUUGGGGUUCCAGUUGUACUUGAGCAUAUUCUUUCUUUGCAACGACGUUACGCUAUGUUUCCAGUAUUACUACUACCACAGCGAGGACGGUGCUUUUGAACACGAGGCUGAGGAGAGGUACCUGUCUCUAGAGCCUACGCCCGAGGUGUUUGGGCCUCGUGCAGAUUUGUCUGUGCAUGCUCAUGCUCAGGGCAGUGACAUUAGACGAGUACAUCCUGAGACGUUGUCAGAUGACAGCGCGCCGAGCAGCUACAACUCCACCGACGACAACAGCCUGGUGAUGAAAACGUUUGUUGCUGCCGUGGCUACAAACGCUGGCAAGGCCAGUGCCAUAAGCUUGGGGUCCAACUUGAACUUGCAAACACGAGAGUACUCGACUAGGGACCAACUCGGGCUUUUCCUAGCGUGGGGCUGUACCGUUGUCUACUGCGCCUCGCGGUGUCCCCAGCUAUACAAGAACUACAAACGCAAAUCAGUCGAGGGCAUAUCGCCCUUGUUGUUUGGCGCGGCGUUGUUGGGGAACUUGAGCUAUACAUUGUCGAUACUAAGCAGCUGUUCUUUCGUGUACGGUAACCGAGCUGAGUUUAUCAAUAAGGAGUUGCCCUAUAUCUUGGGCAGCUCGGGCACAAUUGUGUUUGACUUGCUUUAUUUCUACCAAAAGCAUUUGUACAGAACUGGUGGAUCUCAAGCGACUGCUAUUCGCUUGCAGAGAUGGCGAGACGUUGAACAUGGAACCAUGACCCCACACUAG
This is a messenger RNA of Lodderomyces beijingensis, 954 nucleotides long. The record is from the annotation of a GenBank genome assembly. NCBI's taxonomy places the organism in Eukaryota, Fungi, Ascomycota, Pichiomycetes, Serinales, Debaryomycetaceae.